UUAAUAAAAUGGAAGUAAAUAAUUCGAAUAAGAUGAGCUUUUAUAAUACAAAAUGCAAUAUAAGUCAGCCUUCAAACACAAGAGUUGCCUUACAGCCUUUUGGGGUGUCUACUCUGCCCAUACAGGCAGGAAAUCUCUUAGGUUUGAAUUACUUAUCACAGAAUCUUGAUACUAAGAAUUAUACGGAAGAGAGCAUCAAACCAAAACUUGCCUUUGAAAACUUCUGAAUGGGGAUAGAAAACUGAUGAGGUUCACAAUCUUAUGCUACUCUAAGGAAAAAUCUAGGUCCUCCUAAUGCUCUUAAUGAAGGAUAUACGGCCGGAUUCAAUUGGUUACCAACUCCUACAAAACAUUUUAAUUAUACCGUCCUUAAUGAGAACCAAGAGAUAUCUCAUCUAAUUUAUCAAGAUGUUACAAAAGACUCCCCUUCGAGUGUUUUCCCUUCGGUAGCCUUUAAUUUUAGAGAUCCUAAUAUCUUCAAAUAUUCAAAUCAGAGAAAUAGUAACUUACCACCAAAACAUGCGAGUUGUUUCCCAAUUUCAUGCAAUGGGCAACAAGCAGAAGGGUUUAGGCCAGUCUUACGUGGAAAUACACCUCAGACUUCGACAACUCCUCUACCUGAGGUAUCAAGGUCUCCCAUUGGCCAAAAGAAGUAUGAUCACAAUUUGGUACUACCUAAGACUAAGAAAUUAGAUUCUUCUAUUGACAAGAAACUCAAGGAGAUCACCAAUUGUGGUCACACUAUGAGGAAACAUUACGCAAAGGGCAUGUGCAGCACCUGCUAUCAUAAGAGAGGCCGUACAAAGAAGGCUUGGAACUGUGAACACACUGAUGAACUUCACUACGCCAAAGGGUGCUGUCAAGAAUGCUACCUAAUUUUCCACUCAAAAAGAGGCAAAAAUAAGCUUAAGAAAAUUCUUAAUGAAAAGAAGAGGAAACAGAAGGAAGAAUCUCUGUCAAGUGAAGCAGCUCCUUCUGUCUAAAGAGAUAGCUAGCAAGGACGCAUUAGG
Molecule: messenger RNA, 1010 nt
Organism: Moneuplotes crassus
Lineage: Eukaryota; Ciliophora; Spirotrichea; Euplotida; Euplotidae
Source: the annotation of a GenBank genome assembly